ACUGGGGAGUUUUUCAUGUAAUGCCCGUGGUGAUGCCCAUUGCAAUUGUUGUUGUUUCAAUUUCAAUUUCGUUUCAAUGCAUAUUUUAUAUUCUGCCCGAUUCUGGCUGAUUCUGACCAAUUAAAAUCCACAAAGACUGAGGUGCUUGCUGGCCAAAUUUGGAAAGGCCUCAUGCAUUGUUGCUGUCAUUGCCCAAUGCCCAUUGGUAUUUAUUGAAAACCAGAUUAAAUUGGUUUAUAACAUUCACAUAACCUGAACCUAUUAGCAUCAAAACUAACUGCUUGAGGCUUUUGAGUGCUAGACCUCAUCAGCAAUGGCAGCUUCUUCAGAGAUCAUCAAUUUGAAUGUUGGUGGGACAAGGUUUUCCACCUCGCGCCAGACGCUGACGUGGGUGCAGGACACCUUCUUCACCGCCAUGCUGAGCGGCAGGAUCUCCAGCAUGCGCGACGAGACGGGCGCCAUCUUCAUCGACAGGGACCCCAAGCUGUUCGGCGUCAUCCUCAACUACCUGCGCACCCGCGACAUUGACCUCAGUUCGGUGGACCUGGACGCGCUGCGCCACGAGGCCGAGUUUUACGGCCUGCAGCCGCUGGUGGGCCGGCUGGCGCUCUGUCAGGAUCUGACUGCGCCCACCUGUGGCAGUGUGCUGUUCCACGGACUGCUGCAGCCGGCCGUCCCGCCGCCGUCACCCCAUUUCGCGGAGUCGGCGCUGGCUGAAGGGGCCGCCGCCGCUGCCGCCGCCGCCGCUCGGCCCGGGUCCAUCGUCCGGCUGCCGGAGACGCCCCGCUCGCACUCCCGCCAGUCGUCUGCCGACCUCAGGUUCGUGGCCGGUCUGGCGGCGCGGCCAGCACCAGUACCUAUGGGUCGGCCGGGCCACUCGCGCGGCGGCUCGCUGGAUCUGCGCCACCCGUCACACUCGCGCAGCUCCUCAGCUGAUCUGAGCCGCCUGCUGGCCCCGCCCGGCGGGGGAGGGGGCGGAGGGCUGGCCGGUCUGGCAGGGUGGCACGAGGCGGCCGGUGUGCGGAUCAUCAGGGGACACCACAACUGGCUGGUGGCUGCCUACGCGCACCACGUGUCCUGCUACCGCAUGAAGGACUCCACAGGCUGGCACCUGUUCUACACCUCUCCCUACAUCACCAGCGCUAUCGACCGCGUGGCCAUCAACGCCAAGGUGGUGCCCACUGGCUCGGUGGCCGACGCCAGCACUAAGAUGCUGGGUAUCAGCUGCGGUGCCUCGGUACACCUGUGGCGCAUAUCGGAGGACGGCUCCAAGUCGGACGUCGGUCAGUUCAGUCUGGGUGUGCCGGUGGAGCACCUGUUUUUCAUCGGCCCGCAGCUGGUGGCUCUCUCCUCGGCGGGCCGAAUCGGCGUCUGGCACGCCAUGACCCACCACUGGCAGGCGCAGGAGAUCGGCAGCGUGUCCAGCUUCGACCGGGCCGGGAGCUUUCUGCUGCUGGGCGGCACCAAUGGCUGUAUCUACUACAUAGACAUGCAGAAGUUUCCGCUGCGUAUGAAGGAUAACGACCUGCUGGUGACGGAGCUCUACCACGACGCCAGCAAUGACCCGAUCACGGCCAUCAGUGUCUACCUGACUCCGAAAACAAGUCUGUGCGGCAACUGGAUUGAGAUCGCGUACGGCACCAGCUCGGGCACGGUCCGUGUGAUCGUACAGCACCCGGAGACAGUCGGACACGGGCCGCAGCUCUUCCAGACGUUCGCCGUCCACCGCAGCCCCGUCACAAAGGUCUCCCUCUCGGAGAAGUUCCUCAUCUCGGCGUGCUCCGAGUACCACCACGUGCGCACCUGGUCCGUCACCAGGUUCAGAGGCAUGAUCUCCACCCAGCCGGGAUCGCAGCCGCUGGCCAGCUUCAAGAUCGUCAGCCUGGAGAGUGUGGACCACCAGCCGGCGCACGCGGUCGGAAAUGACCCAGGUCCGUACGGUGAGCAGGACGACGAACAGGUGUUUGUCCAGAAGGUGGUACCCGACACGGACCUCCUGCUGGUCCGACGGGCCUCGGACGGCGAGCGUGUGUGUCAGGUGCGCUCUGUGGACGGAUCCACGAUCACGGCCUUCUGUAUCCACGAGUGUGAGGGCAGCAGCCGGAUGGCCAGCCGGCCCCGCAGGUACCUGAUCACGGGUCACAGCACGGGCGCACUGCAGAUGUGGGACCUCACCACUGCUCUGGAGCAGCGACAGCAGGGCCGGGCCCCAACCGAGGACGGCGGGCCGACAGCACGAGAGCUACUCCGCCUGCUCGAGCCGCAGGAGCUCUCUGCCACACCGUGUGUCACGCCCUCGCUGCUGGCCGCUUCCUCCGGGCGGCUGAAGCCGGAGAACGCGCGGCUGAUGGCGCAGACGGAGCGCGGGUAUGAUACGGACGUGUGACGCCGCAGGAGCGGCCGGACGGCGCCGGCGGCCGGUGCCGUCUGCUGCUGGCCUCCGCAGCCGCAGCGGCUGUGAGAGGAAGGACGGUGGACUGGGAUGGAGAUAAAGCCGUGUCAGCAGCUGUGAGCGAUAGGUGGACUGGGGCGGAGAUAUGGCCGCUGAACCACCUGUGAGCGAGAGGACGGUGGGCUGGGGCGGAGAUGCGGACUGGACGUGCGAACGGCGGUCUGGAACGGAGAUAUAGCCGUAUCAUCGGCUGUGAGCGGAGAACGGCGGACUGGGAUGGAGAUAGAAGUGCUUACAGUCACAGCCGCCCGCCGGAGCAGCUUGCGACCACAGGACGGUGGACUGAGACGGAGGUAGAGGAUGACAAAAUGGAGAGCUAAUGGCUGUGUCGAGAUGGAUGAACUCAACUCACUGUGAGUGAUUCGUUUCUGCAAAGGUAGGUAUUAUUCGGACAAUGAAGCCAUGACAGAGCUUCAGGCAGGAGAGCAUUCGAAGUGGAAUGUUUUAGAGAUUAUUCCUGUGUGCUAAUCUGUUUACCGAACUAGUGCGAAGGCACUCAUGAACUUCAUAGAUAUUACUGAGCAAGGGUUGUUGAGAGCCGAUGGACCCUAUGGAACACGUUAUGAGCUAUGCAUGCAUUCUAUUUGGCGCGGCCCAACGAUGGACUCUCGGUGCAGUGGCCUAUCGCAUCCACGCAGCUUGAUGAGCUAUGGGAACGCCACACUCAUGAUACUGGGAUACUGUAACGCAUGCUGGACUGUCCCCAUAGACUUUCCCUAAGGAGUCGUGCCCUAGGGCGGCGGUCCAAACCAAAGAGGGCGCUUGUGUUGUGUGCGCUACGCCACUAGAGGCGUGUAAGCGCCGUAGGCUUCCCAGUAGAGCUCUUAUCCCUAGUGGGUGGGUUUAUACAGGAUGUGUCCCAAUGGGUGUGGUUGUGCACGUUAGUUUGUUGGUAGGGGGGUCAGGGUGAAGGGCUAGUAGAGAGGAGAGGGAGAGAGAGAAGGAGAGAGAGAGAGAGAGAGAGAGAGAGAGAGAGAGAGAGAGAGAGAGAGAGAGAGAGAGAGAGAGAGAGAGAGAGAGAGAGAGAGAGAGAGAGAGAGAGAGAGAGAGAGAGAGAGAGAGAGAGAGAGAGAGAGAGAGAGAGAGAGAGAGAGAGAGAGAGAGAGAGAGAGAGAGAGAGAGAGAGAUCCCCGAAAUACGGAUUUAUUAGUGGAUAUAUCAUGCCUUAGCUUAGCGCGUUCCGUAUUAUGACUGCAUUAUUCCUGAACACAUUGUGAUAGUCGACGCACCUUCUGUAUAACUCGACGCCGGUGUCUGUCGGCGCCCCUGAUCUCUAGCGAUCCCCCAUCCUCUCAUUUGCCCCCUUCCUCUCCCCUCUCCCACAUACCCUAGUUGGCCGGGAGGGCUUAUCUCGCCGACCACCUAUAUUACGUGCUACUGAACUGUUGUUUAUCAUGUAAUGCAACUUCUCGAUACAUAAGCACCAGCCAACGAUUCGAUUGUUUUUCUUUGUGCUACGAUUAUGAACUUGUUUUAAAGGAAGCUUACGGUUUUAUGCUAUUUGUUUCGGGCUGGAUUGAAGCUGUUGUGCGAGUGUUUUGUAUUUGGUUAAUUUUACGUUAAAUUUUGCUAUGAUGUAUCACGAGCAUAUUGCCAACCUUUCUGGUUUCGCCGAAUGCAUUGCUUUCGCAGUUAAUGUUAUUUCUAUCCAUCGUUAUCGUUCCCUUGUCAUACUUUCUCGUAACAUAUUCUCAUUUCGCCUAUUACGUUAUCACCCUCCUAUAAUCAAAUCGCAUUUCCUGUCAAAUGAAGCUUCUUUUCAUAUGUCCACCCCCGGUAAUUAGGUAGGCGUUUCCGGUGUCCGAGGCAAACAGACUGCUCCGGUAUUGUUUCUGUUAGACUGCGUCUGAGGUGUGGAGCCUGACGUCCCUUCCGGGCUCCAAUUCUGUGAUACAUGUAUCCACUACUCGCCCUGAUCUGAAUGUAUGUUUCACUGGUGCGUCAACGUGUGCGCGAGAUAAAUUAUAUCAUGUUAUUA
Amphibalanus amphitrite is the source of this 4430-nucleotide messenger RNA. Its product is annotated as BTB/POZ domain-containing protein KCTD3-like. The transcript is spliced from 12 exons. The record is from RefSeq and is a predicted model, not a curated record. Gene Ontology annotation, biological process: protein homooligomerization. Lineage: Eukaryota; Metazoa; Arthropoda; Thecostraca; Balanomorpha; Balanidae. Bases 314 to 2386 code for a protein of 690 amino acids. Gene Ontology annotation, molecular function: protein binding.